AUAAUGCACCGCACGGAAGUCUAUACAGACUGCAGCAAAUAACGAAACGAACCCAAAAUGAAAUAAGAUACAUGAAAUAAAAAAUUAACCGACGUAAUGACGUGUACAGUGCGUGUUUAAUGAGGACGUCGUUUUCAAUGUUUUCUCCAUUGAAACAAUAUAAAUGAAACUGCUUCAAGAUGUAUAAACAGCUAUUCACGAUUUUAGUGAUAAUAUUGCUAGCUAUAGCAACGCUAUGUAAAGCAGAGUGCCAGACUCGACAAAUAUAUUGUUAUGAAUGUGAUAGUUGGUCAGACAUGCGUUGCAAGGACCCUUUCAACUACACUGCCCUUCCGAAAGACCAACCGCCCUUAAUGACUUGCAACGGCUGCUGCGUAAAGAUGGUCCGGAAUGCAAAAUCACCGUACGAAGUGGUCCGCCGAACUUGCACCUCGCAACUUCAAAUAAACUUGUUUAUGGUAGAUCACGUGUGCAUGAUGGAAAGUAGCGGAACAGGUCACAUGUGCUUCUGUGAGGAGGACAUGUGUAACGGGGUGAAAACGUUGAACCCCAACACGUUAACACCAGUAGUUGCUGCCCUUCUUUUAAGCAGCCCAUUCUGCAUGUUGUUGAGUUAGACAAAUAUUUACUUAGAUAGCCUUGUUGACUUAGACAGUUGUUUCGAAGAGCUAGAGAAUUCCAAGUGCGCAGACAUUUUUCAAUUCGGUAAUAACUUUUUUAAGCUUCCGACGAAAGAAUCAAUGUGGUUUUAAAUCGUAAUCUACAACGUUUCCAAUAAGCAUGGCGAUGCAGGGUGUUCCGAAAUCAGACCUCAAUUACAAAAUCUUCGUUUUUAAGAUUAAAAAUUAAUACAAACUUUUGGUUAUUAAUUUUUGGUAGUUUUAAUUGGCAAAUUUAAAAAAAUAAACUCAAACAAUAUAGUGCCAUUUGCUUCUAAAUUUGCAAACUGAAAAUGUUGCGACCUAGUGAAGUACGAGAAAAGUACAUGAUUUCUGUAAAAAACGUAAAAUUCAUUGUUACAUUGAACGUAAAGAAUUGAUCAAAUUCACCAAAUUUUAUUGAAACUCCUUGAAUCUGAAAAAAAAAUUACUCCCCAUAUCCCAAAGUUGUUGAUCGUAGUUUAUAAGAACUUCUCUCUUUUUUGUGGUUAAAAUAUUGACGUCUAAUUUCGGGGCACUCCAUAUUUUAGUGAACGUGGUGAUAACAGCUUGAUGCCAAAAAUAUUGACGCUAAACGUAUAAUAAAUAGUGCACGAACGUCAAUUUGUAGGUACGUAUUUCGAUUACCCAAAAUUCUCAAUUUUUAUGCAAGACGUAAUUUUAAAAUAAUCUUUAAUAUUAGAACCUCUUAAACAUUUUAUUACCCACUCAAUAUUUAGUUUCCAUACAGUAAUCAAUCACAGUGUCUGUCAAUUAUUUUGCCGAUUUUUGGCAAUAUAGCGUACUUUUUCAAAAAGAAACGGACACACGUUACUUAUUCAAAUUGUUACGAAUGCCACUAACGGCGACUGGUUUAAUAAUAAUAACAAUAAAUCAUUUUCCUGAAAAGUAAACACCGAAUAUUUUGAUUAAAUAAUUCAAUAUUCAGAGAAAGGCAAAAUGCGAAAAAGUACCAAACCAAUGAUACCGACCAACAGAUACGAUUAAACCUCCAGCGUAACAAUGAUAUGUUAAGACUAUUAGAAUCAAAUAUACGUCCUAUUUGUCAAAGGUUUUCGGGUUGCGAUGCACUAAUGCAAACAGCAAGCCUCUAUGCGGAGAUGCCGAGGCAAUGGGGUAACAUCCUUUAUUUAAACAACUUUGUCGCACUUGAAGUUUAAGGGUGCGAUAAAAUUUUUCAUCAUCUCUAUACCGAUUAUAGAUCUACUAUCGACAUUUUUUUUUUCAUUUCUAUAAAAAUAUCCAUAUUAUUAAGUGUAUUAAUAUCAGUUCAAGAAACGUUGUACAUAAUGAGUACAUAAUUUCUCUUGCUUCUGGAGUUUUACCAAUUACUUACACAAAUCCAGAAACUAAUGUGUCUUCUUUGUAUUUUUUAUUUUGUCGAUUUUGUUUUAAUUUUAGUCUUUUUAAGGAACAACACAAUUUAAUAAAAUUAACUUUUCUAUGUCGACCAAAAUAUGUCUGCUAAACAAAGGCUUGACAAUAAAUAUCUUCUUGUAAUGUAAAAAUUGAGAGCAUUGGUCUUAGCUUUAUCAAUACUUAAAACUUUUGAAGACCAAUAAGUUUCUAAGCAAUAUCACAGUUAAUUAGUUACAAAAAAAAUCCAAACAAAUAGUCCAGGUCAGAAAAUACAAUUUUCUCUCGUAGUAGUGCAUCGAUUUGAAAAAUAAUUUAUCUUUUAUCUUGAGUCAUUUUUAAAGCGCCUACAUAUACCGAGAUUUGGCUUAUCUUUAUUACGCUGAAGGUUUGACCGAUAAAAUUUUUCGUCAUCUGUAUAUACAGUCCGUCGUUCACCUUGUUUAAUGGAAAAAUAGUAUAAUUUCGACACUUUUUACCAUUGCAUAUUUUAAAUUAUUACUAUUUUAUUGUAAAGGUUCCAUAACGAUUAUAUCCACUUUAGUUAGUUAACUGUUACUGAAACUAACUGCCAAUUAACUACAAAUACUAUAAGUGCGACAAUACGCAAAUAACCAAUGUAUUAUGUUUUUUUAAUAAAUAUCCUACAUUUCACAAACGAUACCUCAAGAAUUUUUAGGAAAAAACCUUUACAUAAAAAUUCAAAAAUAAGUUCAAAUUUGAAUUUUCCCUUUUCCAAUUUUUUCAAAAAUUCUUGGGAAAUCGCCUUAUGAAAUAUCGGCCAUUUAUUAAGAAACACCCUUAUUUUAUUAGGCACUUAUUACAAGCUACAUUUUACCACGUGAUGAGUUCUUAUAUGCUGCAGCUAUAAUUCGCCGAUACCAGAAGUACAUAUUUGGUCAAUCGUAACAGUUAUUAUACAUUCUCGUGUGUUUGUUAAUAAGGUAAAUACCAUAUCACGCAGAAACGUUUAACAAUAAUUGUCGAUCAUAUCAUUGAGAAACUUAUUAAAGUUUUCGUUCGAAAAUUCGAAUCGAAAACGACUUUAAAUUUCGUUUUGCUUAAUACGUUCCAUAUCAAAUCAUAUAAAUUUCCUUCGCUCAUAGUAUAAAGCCAGUAAUACUAUCGCUAACAAGUAUCAUGCGGAAACUACUUGUAAAUUAACAUUUUACUCCUAUUAUUAUUAAUAUUCGCGUCUUUGAUUUAGUAAUUUAAAGUAAGUUAAUACCUACACAAAUUUUAUCGAUAUGUUAAAUAAAAUUAAUAUUCCUGUACAAGGGCCUCUACUUUUACAUUUAUCGUCAUUUUGCAAGCAAUAUAGUACGCCAAUAAACAGCAAAGAGUAUGGUAGAGUUCACAUUCAUUUAGUUAAAUCAUUUACAAGAUUCAGACCUCUAAACCGGAUGUCCAUCACUUCACGUCACAAGCCAUACUUCUUUUAUUUAUCAAGAUACGACAGUUAUUAUUAAAAAUACCUUUUAUAUUUAAUGUUUUUGUUUAAAUAUACAAAAGUUCUAGCCUGUGACGUUAACUGUAACACGCCCGGUAUAAGUUCAUCCCAUGUAGAACGAUUUGAAGAUUGCCAACAAAAAAAGAGGACUAACGAAAUCGUCAGUUUAAUGCAGAAUUUUUUGUAUUAUGGGAGAAAUUUUAUCGCAACUCAAUAUUUCAAAGAUAUAUUGAAAAUGUAUUUCUGAAAAUAGUAUCUGUAACAAAUUUCAUGACUUCUGCACUACUUUUCGAUUUAAAAAAAAUAUGUGAUCACCUACUUGGGACGAAAUUUAGCAAAUAAUUGAUUUGACCAUUUUCAGAGCAUGCUUGUGCAUGAUGUUAUCCCUGCACAUUUAGUUCAAGAAUGUUUCUGUUUGAAUGCGCUUCUCAGUUUUACAAUAGUAUUAAAAAUAAUAUAUACUUUCGCGCAAUUCUAUCCAUACACCAAGUAUUAAGACAGUCUGCACUGAGUGUCAACGAAUAUACUAAAUAAGCUAUAACUGCUAUAGAGCAUUUGGAGUAUCAGAACAAAAAUUGUUAGAAAUAAAUGGCACAAAAGAGCAAAGUUUUUGGAAUUUUUUCACUUUUCGGUUGUAUUCGGUUUCACUACAAUUUGCUGCAAAUCAUAGAAAGAAUAAAAACUGUUCAAUAAUAGUCAUCAAUAAAUUAGAAUAAUAAAAGUUCACUGUAUUUAGGGAAUUUUUAGAUUAUUCACUUUUCGAUUAUACAGGGUGUCCCAAUUCUUCGGUAGCGACAUAUAUAUUUUAUUGCGUUUUUGGCUUUAGAGGUAAAAACAAGGGUAAUUUUCAUCAGACCCACCUGUUCGCUUUCCACACGGCUUAGGAAAUAUUUAAGGUAUGUAACAUGUUAUUGAAAAAUCAGCAUAUUAAAAAAAGCUCGCAAAGACACAAGACUUAUGUUUUCGUGAUUUUCGAGUCUAGAAUUAUAUUGGGUGUUAUUUUUUACUGAUGAGUUUCGAAAUUUGUAAAUGCCGAGAUCUUUGUUUAAUUGCACACCCUGUAUAUUACUGACUAACUUUAGUAGAACGCGCAUGAAACAUCUUCUAUACCUAUAUGUGAUUUUAUUCUUUCUCAUUUUUUCUUCUAUUUUUUCAUUCUAUUUUAAAAAAUUAUGUAACACACAGAGAAUUGCAUGCCUGAAAAAAAAAACUAAAUUAAAAAUGUUUAUCUAAGACAAAAACAAUAUAGUAAACAAAUGCUUUUGUUGUGAAUAAUCCAAGGAAACAUUUCAAUGCAAGAGAAAUGCAUGCGUGAAAAAUUACCUUUUCUGAAAAUUCCCUUAAAAAUAAAAAAAAAAUAUGGGCGACCUUAUGUGAAAGACCUGAUAUGUUCAUAUGACAUGCAUAGUUUGCGCUAUCCAGAUAAACCGAUUAACUGGAUUUUAGCACUACUAUUUUAUCCUUGAGGAGUGAAAUUUUACAAUGGUACCUAUAUAGAGAACCCUAACAUGAACUUCGUCGAUACUUUAUAACAAUAUAACAAUUCAUGAGUUGAAAUUUCUAGAAUUACGUAAGAUGAUUUUAAGGAAAAAAGUUUAUAUAAAUUUUGGCUGUUGAAAUUAUUAAAAAAAACGUUUUUUUCUCAUUUUCAUUGAAACUACUUUAUAUUUUGUUGCAGUUCACACACCCCAUUAAAGAAGUACAUAAUGACUUUUGGGUUGAAACAUGGUAGGUUGAUAGAAUCGGUUCCUGGCUCCUUUUUAAAAUCUUAAGCGUAUAACGAUAUGCAACUAAACCUUUUUAUUGUUUUCCGUAGGAACGCAUUCGAUUUUAAAAAUGUAAUGUAAAACAGUGGCGUAUCGUUUUUUCUCUCUUUGAAGUAAUUUUCACUCAAAAAAUUGUUUCUAUAAAUCAGUUUUUUUUAUUUUCAAACACUUUGUAUAUCAAAAAUAAAGCGAUUACAGACCUACAUUGCUAUAAAUUUUUCUUUUUCUUUUCUUAAAAUCAACCUUCAAGGGUCGGCAGUUUAUUUUGAAACCUCCUGUAUAGUCUGAUCGAAACACGAGUUCACCUCUUUGCUUUUGAAAUUUACUCAUCGAUUCGAUAAAAAGUUAGCUGACUUUAUUAAACAAAUAAACGUGGUGGUAAGGGGUUAACAUGUUAUAAAUUAGUGUGGGAAGGGGAAAUUGGUUUUGGCACACAUCAGAAACGAACAUCCAGUAUAGAUAUUUCUAUACAGCUAUAGAGAAUAAGAAAAUUUUCUUAUAUUAAUAAUCCAUGGUAGGUAUCUAAUUGUGUUGGCAUAAACAUCCCAGCAUGAGCAUGUGAAAACCUUUAGGAAAAUAAUUAUUUAGUUAAAACUCAAGAACACUCCACCUCACGGAAGUAAGGCCUUUUCUUGUUAUUUACUUUAUGUACACGACUGAAAUAUUGCUUACGCAAAAUCAGCUUUUUAUCCUAUACCAGUUUUGGUAUUCGAUAAAAAGCUGGUUAAACAAAAUUUCAGUCCCACUUAAAUAACAUAUAUACAUAUAUAUAUAUAUUUUUUCAAUUAAUGUAACUUUAAACACUGUUAUUGUACUAAAGGGAGAAUUGUAAAUAAA
Cylas formicarius (sweet potato weevil) is the source of this 6068-nucleotide messenger RNA. RefSeq names its product protein quiver (gene qvr). The record is from RefSeq and is a predicted model, not a curated record. NCBI's taxonomy places the organism in Eukaryota, Metazoa, Arthropoda, Insecta, Coleoptera, Brentidae. Gene Ontology annotation, biological process: positive regulation of voltage-gated potassium channel activity; regulation of synaptic transmission, cholinergic; sleep. The transcript is spliced from 4 exons. The coding region runs from base 180 to 617 and encodes 145 amino acids.